AUUGCGGGCGGGCUGGCGCCGUCACGUGGCGCGGCGCUUCCUUUCUCUGUGCGCCUCUCUUUCCUUCCUCGGCCGCCAUCUUGUUCUCGCCGCGUGUUGGCAGCGGGGCUCCGCCGCGCUCAGACGUAGCACUAUGAACCAAGAAAAACUGGCCAAGCUUCAGGCGCAGGUCCGAAUAGGAGGAAAGGGAACAGCUCGCAGAAAGAAGAAGGUGGUGCACAGAACAGCUACAGCUGAUGACAAAAAACUUCAGAGUUCCCUCAAAAAACUGGCUGUAAAUAACAUUGCUGGCAUUGAAGAGGUGAACAUGAUAAAAGAUGAUGGAACAGUUAUUCACUUCAACAACCCCAAGGUUCAAGCUUCCCUCUCUGCCAACACUUUUGCGAUUACUGGUCAUGCAGAGGCUAAACCGAUCACAGAAAUGCUUCCAGGCAUCUUAAGCCAGCUUGGUGCUGACAGCUUAACAAGUCUCAGGAAGUUAGCUGAACAAUUCCCAAGACAAGUGUUGGAUAGUAAAGCACCAAAAUCUGAAGAUAUUGAUGAAGAAGAUGAUGAUGUCCCAGAUCUCGUAGAAAAUUUUGAUGAAGCAUCAAAGAAUGAAGCUAACUAAAACAUUAAUAGUUCUGGAAGCUGGCAUGGACUAGAUUUAAGAAAUCAGCUAUGUGGUUCCAAAGUUUUAAAGAAACAGAGAACAUCAUCUGUUAAUAGUUCAGUAAUAUAAAUAUUUUGUAUUUUUAUGAUGCUGUUUGUUCAGCAUUUUCUGUCAGUUGAUUUUGCAUUUUGCACUUACUCCCAGGAUCUACUCUUUUGGUCAAAAAGAAAUGUCAGUGCAGUUUGAGGGGUGUGUGUAUGUGUGUGGGUGUACGUAUAGUGGAGAACAAAUUGGAGAACACAUAUUUAACCAUUUACCCUUUUCUUUUGGAAGUAGAAAUAAAAUGAAUCUUCAGCAUCAUUACUUUGAUUAUCACCAAAUAGUGCACAGAGGGAGUUAAGAUUAACAUUUUGUCUACGUUUUGUGACCUGAAGGCAUUACACCAUUAAAACUUGGGGUUAAUUUGCUGUAACUAUUGUACUUGCAGGUGUGUUUCUCAGUGUACACAUAUUUGUUAUCAACCUUGUGUUGAUCCCAGGAUUUAGGGGAGAUGAGCUGUUAUAGCAGCUUGUUUGGUACAGUAACUUUUUAAAAACUUGGUCUCAUCAAAGUGUGCUUUUUUUAACCUUUUACAUUUUGUUUGUUUGGGGAUUUUUUUGGGGUUUUUUUGGUCUCUAAAGUUUUGAUACAAGCUGAUAUUUGACUCCUUCCAUGUAGACUUAGCAGUAUGUUCUCCUGUUGGUUACUAAAGUAUUUCCCAGUCAAAAGAAAAACACCUUGGUUCUCUACUGUCGGGUCACUUCCUAAGCUUGGAGGUCUGGUUGGUAACAGUCCAGUGCACCAGUUUUGCACAGUAACAGGGUUUUGCUUGAAUAACUUCAAGCUGUUCUCUUGGCAUGACUGCAUUUACUAGCAGCUGAUGAUCCACUCUCAUUCUUAGGGCACUAGGAACUAAGUGCACUGUGCGAACAGUGUUUAGGGUGGGAGGAAAGAAUUGUUGACACUUUGCCUUGCUUCCUGCUGGGCAGUCUGUGCAGUGACUAGCUCUAAAGGGAUUUUUUUUUUUUUUUUUUCUUUUUUUUUCUUUCUUUUUUUUUUUUUUUUUGCCUGUAACUUACCUUGGCCUAUAACCUACCUCUAGGUUUGGUGUCAUCUAUGUAGUAGCUUCUUAAAAAACACAAAUGCUCCUCAGGCAUAAGGAGGACAUUGGGAGGUACUGUUGGUACAGUGCAGUAUUUAUGACCUUUCUUUAAAAUGCUUAAUGUGAAGCCGUUUUCUCAGAGGCUCUUUCAAGGUUCUUGAUGUAAUGUGCAUUACAGUAUAGUUAGACAUCAUUGUAACCUCUGUCAAGGGCAGCUGUGGCUUACAAAAGCCACUUUGUUGUUUUUUUUUUUUUCUCUACAUCUGUCACUUAACUAUGGCUUAAUUGGAACAUAUCAGCUUUUGGUGUAGGCUCAUAUGCUAGAGAACUGUAAUAGUACAAGCAAACAGUCCAUGAGUUCUGGAGACUUCAUGAACCCACAGAAGUAGAGCUGUAGUGGUUCGGCAGCUGAACUCCUCGGUUCAUUUUCUAGGCUUCGUUCAGUUUUUCCUGUUAUAUUUUAUAUACUACGUGGAUCUUACUACAAAAUAAAAUAACAGUACAAAAGAGGAAAUGCUCCCUCCUGUGUGUUGUCUGCUCCUCCCACCAGCACUGGCUGAGGAAAGCAGGUGGAUGCAGCAGCUGUUUGAGACAGCACUGCAUUCUUGGUGACAGUGACCAAGGAAGACAUGGGGCUAGGGAGGGUCCUGUUAGAGCUCUAGGAUUUCACACUCCCUUUACUCCUAUUUUUUCUGUGCUGUUGAAAAAAACUUCUGUUUGUUGUAUGGCUGAUUAGCUGCAGAUGAUUUGUUCUGUUUAUAAGGAGAUGUCUCCACAAAUGUGUGCUCAUGGAAUUGCCUUCUGCUGCCUCUGUGAGCCCAGGGAGCAACGGAAGGACAUGAGGCCACAGAUUCUGUCUAAUGCAACUUAGCUGAUAAAGAAGAGCCAGUGCUGUGAGACCAGCUCUACAGACAUUGGGAAGCGUGGCGCAAACAACAUUUUGAGAACAGCAGAUCUCAUUUUGAGGCCAUGUGCGAAGCUGGAAAUUUCCAAGCAAUGCAAAUUACUGUCUGACAUAGGUAAGUGAAGAUGUAAAAUCUCAGCAGAUGUCAGCAGGAUGCCAGACCUUUGCACACCAGGAGCGAGGUUCCCAAAAAAGCUUUCACUCAUCUCUGGCUUUUCUGCUACCAAUAGAGCAAGGCUUCCCCUUCCUUUGCAUUCCCAAACUGAUGCCUGAGGUCAGCUGGACCAGCUUGCUCUGAAGCUACAGGAACCCAUCUUGUUGCCUUUGCCUCACCACCUGCCAAUGAGCUUGAAACAUUUGGGAGAUAGAGGUUAACCCCCUCAGAGGGAAGUGUUUGCAGGCAGGCUGGGUGGGGAUGGCCAGCAGCAAAGCAGCCUCACAGGCUGGACUGAGCUGGCCUUUGAGUCCUGCUGCUGCUGGGGCUAGGCAAGACACUGUAGGGCAGCUUGUGCUGCUGCUGCCAGGGUCGUACAGAGUUUGGGAAGAGGGGAGGAUGGGCCAUGUUGAAGCCCUGGGUGAUGAUGCUGUCAGCUCCUCUUAACUUGCAGUUUGUUUCUGAAUUUUUUGUUGUGAAAUAGGGAUUCUGUCCAGUUCACUUUGCCUGCACCAUGGGCAGCCCAGCAUGCCCUCACUGCCCUCUGCUCCACAACUGCACAGCCUUCCCAGUGAGCCUGUCCUGCGUGUCUCCUUCUAGGUGAACACUGAUUUACUGGGGCAAGCUGCUGAAGUUUUGAUGUUUCAUGCUGCAGGUUCUGGUUCAUUGAAAAUCACUUUAAAAUUUACUGACUGAGAUAUGUAAUAUGGAAUUUCCACUUUUGUGACAAGAUCUAGUUUCACAUGGUUUCUGACACAUGCUGUUGAAUUGAAAAUAACCCUAGUUUGCUUACAGCAUUGUUAUAAUCUCCAGGGAGUAACAAUGCAACUAAAUUCCUGCUCUGUUCAUUUUGAAACCUUUGCUCUACUGCUGGAAACUUGGCCUGCUCUGUGAUUGACACUUGUAAUUAGUGACAUUUUGCAUGUUUCUGAAAGAAUGCAAAUACAAUCCUAAAAUAAUUUUUACUUUGAAUAAGGAUUUCUUCCCCUCUGUACCUUAAGUUUCCCACAACCUGCUUCCACAGUUUGACAGAAAGACAUUGGGUUUUCUCAUGAUCUCCUGCUGGAUAUUUGGGCAAUUUGCUGAGGCUUUCUUCUAUUUUGACACAAAAGUGAUGUCAGUCUUCUGAAAAACAGGGAAUGUAAUAUUUUCUAGUCUUUACUAUAUCACCUUUCAGCAGCAUGAUUUCAGUGUUCUUGUAAAUUAUUAACUUUUGAACAGAGGGAUAUUAUUGCCUCUAACUCUUCUCCUGCCCUUUGAGUUUAUAGGGUUGCUUUCAUUGGCAGUGUGCACUGAGAAAUCAUGUUGGCCACUUGCAGCCCUGAAAUUGUAAUAGUUUAUCCCAUUACACGGUGAUUUUUCCCGCUCAGUUCUCCUGAGAACCUUGAAAUAGGUUUUCCAUAAAAAAAUUCCAGACACUCUUUUUUCUUUUAAAGGCUGUAGUCAGAUUUGAAGGGAUAAUCUAGCUAUUGUUUCUAGUGGAAUACAUGUUCUAUCCUGAUGAUUUUGUAAAUUAUAGGGGAUUUUUAUAAUGCAGUCUGGGUCACUGAGAACCUGGUGAGUUCUUUGAACAAGCUUGCUUGUUCUUUGGCUACAAGCAGACAAACAUCAUUAGCAUUUUAACUGAUGGAAACUCUUCCAUGUAAAAUGCACACAGUCUUACUGGUUUUAAUCUGCACAAGCAUUUCAUGGAUUUGCAGUAAACUGUAAUAAAAGGUUUGGAUGUCUUAUACCUCCAUUUCCUCAUUGGCUCACAGUAGCAUCAUCAGAAAUGUACACUCAUUGUGUUUGCCUUUGUGUGACUGCAGUUCUGUCAUCUUACUUUCUCUAUAGCUGUUGUGGUAUUGUCUGAGAAACAGGACUACUGAAUUUGACUGCCAUCACAGUGUGCUGAUCCUUUCAAACUGCUCAGGUCCUCAUGUUCAUUAUGGUUCAGAAUGGCCAGUAUUUGUUGGAAAAGGAAAAAGGAAAGUAGUAACUACUCAGAACAAGAAUUCACUUGCAUUGAAUAAAUAUGGGAGUUGCUACACUGCUGCAAAGGCAAACCAGUGCCAGGAGAACAGGAAGGUUCCAGCAGAGCCAUGGAGUUCAUGGGACAAGCAGGAGGAGUGUGUGUGCACUUCCAUGGCAUUUGGUGGUGGGGUUUGCCUGUGACGGUAAGACCGAUUGAUUCCCUGUUUGCCAUCACUGCUGACUCAAUAAAUGACAUGAUCAAGA
This is a messenger RNA of Pyrgilauda ruficollis (rufous-necked snowfinch), 5008 nucleotides long. It is a transcript of the gene BTF3L4, whose product is annotated as basic transcription factor 3 like 4. The transcript is spliced from 8 exons. The record is from RefSeq and is a predicted model, not a curated record. Lineage: Eukaryota; Metazoa; Chordata; Aves; Passeriformes; Passeridae. Bases 134 to 610 code for a protein of 158 amino acids.